Molecule: messenger RNA, 2784 nt
Organism: Magnusiomyces paraingens
Lineage: Eukaryota; Fungi; Ascomycota; Dipodascomycetes; Dipodascales; Dipodascaceae
Exons: 1
Coding region: 1-2784 (927 amino acids)
Biological process (GO): proteolysis
Cellular component (GO): membrane; cell wall
Molecular function (GO): serine-type endopeptidase activity
Source: RefSeq, a predicted model, not a curated record
AUGUUUUCUUUUUUCAAUAGCCUACUAGUAGGCCUUACAAUCUUACUAUCAUAUCUUGCAACCAUUGUUAGCGCUGUAAAGCCUACUGGAAAAUAUAUUAUUGAAUUCAACAAGGGUAAUCUUAGAGAAUUGAGUAAACGCUCGUUUGACAAUCAGUCAGACGAGUUUUCUCAUUUUUUUAAUCAACUGAAAUCUCUUCAAAUCGAUACAAUAUCGCACUUUAACUUUAGUCAUGUUUUUAACGGUGUCACUAUUUCUUUCACAGACUCUUCAGAUACGGUUUUAAAAAUUAUUAAAGGACUCCCUAUUGUCGACAAUGUCCUUAAGGAUCUCUCUACUAUUGCUGAGUUUCCCUCGCCCGAAAUGACAUUUCAACAAAAUUUAAAUACUGAUUCUAAUCUUUCAAAACGUAAUACUUUUAAGAGGUCUACAACAAAAACUUCAUCUACCACCACCACCUCCGAUGACUCUUCACAAGCAGUUAAAGCUGCACAAAGUUCACUUGCUAGUCUUCCACAAAUACCUUGGAGUAGCCUCGACUCUACUUCUGUUUCCCAAAUCCAUAAGAAAGGCAUUACAGGUAAAAAUGUUGUCAUUGCUUUUUUGGAUUCCGGUGUAGAGUACAACCAUGAAGCAUUGAAAGGUAGAUAUUUGGGUGGGUAUGAUCUUGUAGGUGAUAACUUUGGACAAAGCAACCCUGUUCCCUCACCUGACAACGAUCCUAAUGACACUUAUGGCCAUGGAACUGAAGCUGUUGGUGUUGCAGUUGGAUCGAGCAAAACUUUUCUAGGUGUUGCACCUAGUGCUAAGUUUAGAAUGUACCGUAUUCUUUCCAGCUAUGAUGGUGGUACCACAACUGACAUUAUUUUACAAGGUCUCGAAAAAGCUGUUCAAGAUGGUUCGGAUAUCAUUAAUGUGUCUGCUGGUGACCCCGAAGGGUUUACCUUUUCAGUAGUCAAUCGUGUCGUUGAUAAUAUUGUUUCCAAAGGUAUUGUUGUCGUUUUUGCUGCUGGUAAUUAUGGUACUGCCGGUCCCUACUAUGCCUCGGCCGGCGCUUCUUCUCUCAGUUCUGUUGGAGUUGGUCAUACUUUAACUGAUAGAUUAGUUGGUUGGAACACAUAUAUUGUUUCCGAUAAAUCAAAUACACCUCGUGCUGCUGCAUAUGUUUCAGCAUCUGCUGGCAUUCUCCCAUUAGAUGGCGCCUACAAAGUUGAUGUUAUCCCGAAUAGCCUCUGUACUCCAAAUGGAGCUCCUAAGCGCAACAAUAGUGUCCUUAUUAUUCCAGCAUCUAAUGAUUGCAGUAAAGCUACACAGUAUAACGUUGCUUCUUCACUUGGAUAUACUAAUGUUUUUUACAUUGCGUCUACCCCCUCGCAGUAUCUGUAUAACUCCUAUGCUUCACCUCAAGACCCUUUAACAGGUAUUGCUGCUUAUAACAGUACUGAUGGAGCAUGGAUUGUUGAUCAGCAUUCCAGAGGAGCUUCAUUGACAGUGGUAUUUAACAGUUCUAUCUCUCCUGUCAUUAUUGACAUUUCUUCAUCUGGUAUUCCUGGAGUUGGUCUCGUAAAUACUGUACAGUCUUGGGGCCCUACCUAUGACGGUUUCUUUUACCCUGACGUUUCAGCUCCCGGUGGUAAUGUGUUUGCGCCAACAAUAGAUGGGAAAUACAAAACAGUUUCUGGGUCAAGUUAUUCUGCUCCAUUUGUUGCUGGUAUUGCUGCCCUAUACCUUGAAAAAAAUAACUAUUCAAAGUCUCUAAAUCGUGGCGCUCCUGUUGGCACUCCUGAAGAAUUUAAGCGUCGCCUCAUGUCAUACAGCAAUGUUGUUAAUUAUUAUGAUGGAUCAUCUACUUACUCAGGAACCCCUGCUCCAUUAAUUCAGCAAGGCGCUGGUAUGGUCAAUGCAUACAACGCGCUUUAUUGUCAAUCAAUUAUUGUCGACAAACCAUAUCUCACUGUUAACUCGUCUGCUAACAGAUACUUCUUUAAUUACUUUGAAUUCAAUUUGAAAAAUGGGUCUCCAAAAAAGCUUAGUUACACUCUAAGUGCUCAACCUGCAGCUUCAGUAAAUACCCGUGAUGAUAAAACUUUGGAAAGCUACACCUUUCCUCCACCCACAACAGCCGACAAGAAAAGAAUUUACUUUUAUGAGUCUAGCUUUUCUUUAGACCCAGGUGCCACAAAAACAGUCAGAAUUGCUCUUAUUCUUGACCUAAUUCCGGCUUAUGAAAAUACGUGUUAUACGGGGAAAAUCCUCAUUAAACCAAGUGAGGGUGACGCCUUGGGUAUCCCAUAUCUCGCCUUUUCCGAAAAUACAAAAAAGAAUGGCAAGAUUUUAAUUGACCCAAUCAUUUUUAUCGACUCCGAUUACAACCCUGUUGAUCCAUCCCAGUAUACUUACAGCUUGUCUGAUUAUUAUAACUUUCCAGCAUUUUUUUUUGGAACCAACUUUGGUUCAUCCGAUCUGUCUUUUGAUGUUGUUUCAGACAAUUUCAAUAUUAAUAGCGAUAUCUAUGGUAUCAUUUCCACUACUCAAUGCACUAACAAAAACGGCUGUGCCAACAGCAAUAAAUACUAUGGUACAUUGUACGGCGUUUUUGAUGGUACAUUCAGAAUAGCAGCAAAAACAUCUACUAAUUUGGGUACUUGGGAUUUCACUAGCGGCGGGUUAACUAAGCCUGGAAAAUAUCGGAUUUUGACUAGAGCGUUAAAACCCUUUGGAUCCAGAACAAAAGCUAGUGAUUGGGAGUAUCAGUUGUCCGAUACAUUUACUGUUGCGGCAUAA